CAGGAACCCAUUAACUGAUCCGCCAUGCCUGUCGCCUCAUUCGAAGUCUUAGAAGAGCCAAGAGCGAAGCAAAAGCUCCUUCAAGUUCAAGCUCUCUGAUUCAACUUCCUUUUGCAAACUUAACGAGCAUGGAGACUAGCAUCACGUGCUGCGCACGGGGCGCUUUCCUUCCUACUGUUUCUUCCCAACAUUCCACUGCAGCUGCUCUAGUUUCUCGAUCCUUCAGUUACUCAAAGGGUUUGAGAUUAAGCUCGUUUUAUGGGGAGUCAUUGAGAAUCAUGCCCAAGGCAUCAUUGAAGUCGUCAAAGACAAGGAAUUCUUCUCUUAUAACCAGAUGUGAGAUUGGGGAUAGCCUUGAAGAGUUUCUAGCAAAAGCGACGCCGGAUAAGGGACUGAUUGCACUGAUGAUGUCCAUGGGCGAAGCUCUUAGAACCAUUGCCUUCAAAGUGAGAACUGCUUCUUGUGGAGGAACAGCCUGUGUCAACUCUUUCGGAGAUGAGCAGCUUGCAGUUGAUUUGCUUGCCAACAAGCUCCUAUUCGAGGCGUUGACGUACUCCCAUGUUUGUAAAUAUGCUUGCUCUGAGGAAGUCCCUGAACUCCAAGACAUGGGAGGUCCAGCUCAAGGUGGAUUCAGUGUUGCUUUUGAUCCCUUGGAUGGCUCUAGCAUCGUGGACACGAAUUUCACAGUCGGUACCAUCUUUGGGGUGUGGCCUGGAGAUAAAUUAACAGGUGUAACAGGUAGAGAUCAAGUUGCUGCAGCCAUGGGGAUUUUUGGACCUCGAACUACUUAUGUUCUCGCUCUUAAGGACAUCCCGGGCACCCAUGAAUUCCUCCUCCUUGAUGAAGGAAAAUGGCUGCAUGUCAAAGACACAACAGAGAUUGGCGAGGGAAAGAUGUUCUCUCCAGGAAAUUUGAGAGCCACAUUCGACAACCCUGACUAUGAUAAGCUAAUCAACUUCUACGUAAGAGAGAAAUACACAUUGCGGUACACUGGAGGAAUGGUGCCGGAUGUAAAUCAGAUCAUUGUGAAAGAGAAAGGCAUAUUCACAAAUGUGACAUCCCCAUCUGCCAAAGCCAAGCUCAGGCUGCUCUUUGAGGUGGCUCCUUUGGGAUUCUUGAUUGAGAAAGCUGGGGGAUACAGCAGCGAUGGGAAACAAUCCGUGCUGGACAAGGUGAUUGAAAAUAUUGAUGAAAGGACUCAAGUAGCCUAUGGGUCCAAGAAUGAGAUUAUCCGAUUUGAAGAAACACUAUAUGGCUCCUCCAGGCUGAAGGCUGGCAUGCCGGUUGGAGCUGCUGCUUAAAGCUAAGCUGCCUCGGUUACAUGUCUUCUCUUUCUUCAACAAACGAAAUUAAGGUGGUUCCAUUAGGAAUUUGUAUGAUAGUUUCAAGGUGUAUUUGGAUUAUCAACAAUUCACAAGAUUCAAUUAAGCAAACAAGUUUUACUUGAUUGGCAUUUC
This is a messenger RNA of Diospyros lotus (date-plum), 1457 nucleotides long. Its product is annotated as sedoheptulose-1,7-bisphosphatase, chloroplastic-like. Gene Ontology annotation, biological process: fructose 1,6-bisphosphate metabolic process; gluconeogenesis; sucrose biosynthetic process. The coding region runs from base 129 to 1301 and encodes 390 amino acids. The record is from RefSeq and is a predicted model, not a curated record. Gene Ontology annotation, molecular function: fructose 1,6-bisphosphate 1-phosphatase activity. NCBI's taxonomy places the organism in Eukaryota, Viridiplantae, Streptophyta, Magnoliopsida, Ericales, Ebenaceae. Gene Ontology annotation, cellular component: cytoplasm. The transcript is spliced from 8 exons.